Messenger RNA from Periophthalmus magnuspinnatus, 3405 nucleotides. RefSeq names its product protein PFC0760c-like. The coding region runs from base 145 to 3405 and encodes 1086 amino acids. NCBI's taxonomy places the organism in Eukaryota, Metazoa, Chordata, Actinopteri, Gobiiformes, Gobiidae. The transcript is spliced from 3 exons. The record is from RefSeq and is a predicted model, not a curated record.
GCAUAACUAGGAACUCAGCUGUGCCCGCUGGUCUCGCUUUUUGCAUCUCUAAGCUAAUCAACUUUGAGCAUUCAACUCCCAAAAGUGACCUUGCAAAGUGAGUUAGUUGUGGAUAUCUACUGCUGGCUGUGCAGAAGAAGGAGCAUGGAUCCAGGAGGCCCCGGGUCCAGGACUGGAAGGACUUUCUGGACUUUCUGGAACUACAUCACAGAUAUUGUGGGCCGAUUUCUCCGAGCAGAACCUCCUGGCACCGAAAAAAAUGCUACAAACAACGUCAACUCAACACCAACCAAUGAUGAGCUAUUGGACAGUCAUCAUAAAGACAACGCCACUGAAGAGCGGGAAGAAGUGCAUGUUGAUCCUGCAUUCUCUGUUGGCUCUACACGACCUGUUGUUUUGUGGGACACCGGAUCAGAGCUUCAGCCAGAAAUGAGGCAGAACAUAGAACAAGACGAAAUGAAUGAGAACGAUGAUGGUAAAAAAGACAAAGAGAUAGAAACUGGAAACGAUGUUGUGACUUACCUGCCCAUUUCUUCAACAACAAUAGACAACCCCGAACAAAGCAGUGAUGUAAUAAGAAAUGAUGAAGAAUUGAUGCCAAAGAUACUUGUUGACAGUCAGGAUGAAAUGAUCAAUAUCGACAUGAAAGUGUCUAAGCAAUACUGUUCAGAAGAGGCUAACAAACCACAAAGCAAAGAGCAACUGAAUGCAAUUUCUAAAGAAGGUUUUAAUGAACAAAACACUUAUUCAGCUGUGGAGCCAGAACUUACCAGCGAAGACACAAAAACUGUCAAACAAACGUGUUGUGAACAACACGAUGGAAAACUACUACUAAGUGAUAAUAUGGAUUUGGAGGAGUGUGUGUCAAUUAUAGAGAAACAGGAACACGUAGAGGCUGAUGGGAAUGAAGAAUCUGCAAGUGUUAAAUCAGACAGAGAUGGCAACAAAAAUGCAAUGGAGGGAACAGCAGAAAUAAAAAAUAUGACAGAUGAAGAUCGAUACCGUGAAACAAUGUGCUACGAUGUCCUACAAAACACACAUUUAGAGUUAACACAACAAAACACUUGUAUGAUUGAAGUGACUCAUACCAGUGAUGAGGGAUUAAAUAGGAUGAACACUGAAGAUAUGAAGAAACCACACAGUUUAGUUUUGGAGACAGAAAAUUUGUGUAAACAGGAUGACAUUAGUGAAUCUUAUGAAGAAGAUGUGGUUAUGAUGCAGAAUAAUCCGGACAUAGAAAACCUGGAAAAAUUGUCUGACAUGGAAUCUUUGAUGUCUGAUAACACUUGUGUCGUUGUUGAAUCAGAAGAUGAUGAAAAAGAAACUGAAUUUCAGAAAGAAGAAAUUGAAAUGAUGGAAAAUGAUGAUGAUACAAUGACAAACCAAAAUGCAGCGUUUGAUUUAGUGGAUGGAAACAAUGCAAAAGAAACAUGUCCUGCUCUAAUUAUAGAUAAAGAUAUCACUCAAACAUAUACUUUGGAGGAGACUGAUGGUGAAAGUAGCACUGAAGAAUCAACAGAUAUGAACAAAGAUGAUCUGAAUAAACUACACUCUUCUAUGGUUUUGGAAACAGAAAAUAUGAGCAAACAAGAUGACAAAAAUGAAGUUCAUGAUGAGAAUAAAGAUGAUAAGGUUCUGACGCAGAAUAAUCUGGACAUAGAAAACCUGGAGAGAUCGUCUGACAUGGAAUCUUUGAUGUCUGAUAACACUUAUGUCACUGUGCUGGAAGAGAAGGAAAGUCAUGUAAAACAGGAGCUCACAGUCGCUAUUACAGCUGAUGAUUCUGUUAAAUCAGAAGAUGCUGAAAAAGAAAGUGAAAUUCAGAAAGAAGAAAUUGAAAUGAUGGAAAAUGACAAUGACGACGUGACAAACACAAAUGCAUCAUUUGACUCUGAGGAUGGAAACAAUAGUGUUAUAGAUCAAGAUAUGAUCCAAACAUGUACUUUGGAGGAGACCGAUGGUGAAAGUAGCACUGAAGAAUCAACAGAUAUGAACAAAGAUGAUCUGAAAAGACAAGACAAUAGACAAGAAAUUGAAAUUAUGGAAAAUGACGAUGAUACAAUGACAAACCAAAAUGCAGCGUUUGAUUUAGUGGAUGGAAACAAUGCAAAAGAAACAUGUCCUGCUCUAAUUAUAGAUAAAGAUAUCACUCAAACAUAUACUUUGGAGGUGACCGAUGGUGAAAGCAGCACUGAAGAAUCAACAGAUAUGAACAAAGAUGAUCUGAAAAGACAAGACAAUAGACAAGAAAUUGAAAUUAUGGAAAAUGACGAUGAUACAAUGACAAACCAAAAUGCAGCGUUUGAUUUAGUGGAUGGAAACAAUGCAAAAGAAACAUGUCCUGCUCUAAUUAUAGAUAAAGAUAUCACUCAAACAUAUACUUUGGAGGUGACCGAUGGUGAAAGCAGCACUGAAGAAUCAACAGAUAUGAACAAAGAUGAUCUGAAUAAACUACACUCUUCUAUGGUUUUGGAAACAGAAAAUAUGAGCAAACAAGAUGACAAAAAUGAAGUUCAUGAUGAGAAUAAAGAUGAUAAGGUUCUGACGCAGAAUAAUCUGGACAUAGAAAACCUGGAGAGAUCGUCUGACAUGGAAUCUUUGAUGUCUGAUCACACUUAUGUCAUUGUGCUGGAAGAGAAGGAAAGUCGCGUAAAACAGGAGCUCACAGUCGCUAUUACAGCUGAUGAUUCUGUUAAAUUAGAAGAUGCUGAAAAAGAAAGUGAAAUUCAGAAAGAAGAAAUUGAAAUGAUGGAAAAUGACGACGUGACAAACACAAAUGCACCGUUUGACUCUGAGGAUGGAAACAAUACUGUUAUAGAUCAAGAUAUGAUCCAAACAUGUACUUUGGAGGAGACCGAUGGUGAAAGUAGCACUGAAGAAUCAACAGAUAUGAACAAAGAUGAUCUGAAUAAACUACACUCUUCUAUGGUUUUGGAAACAGAAAAUAUGAGCAAACAAGAUGACAAAAAUGAAGUUCAUGAUGAGAAUAAAGAUGAUAAGGUUCUGACGCUGAAUAAUCUGGACAUAGAAAACCUGGAGAGAUCGUCUGACAUGGAAUCUUUGAUGCCUGAUCACACUUAUGUCAUUGUGCUGGAAGAGAAGGAAAGUCGCGUAAAACAGGAGCUCACAGUCGCUAAUACGACUGAUGAUUCUGGAAAUGUUAAAUCAGAAAAUAGUGAGAAAGAAAAUGAAAUUCAGACAGAACAAAGUGAAAUGACUGAAUAUGACGAUGACAGCAUGACAAGCCAAAAUGCAGAGCUUGAUUCUGAGGAUGGAAACAAUGCUAAAGAAACAUGUCCUGAACCAAUCGUAGAUCUACCGUUUACUACCGAUGUUAAAAGCAUCACUGAAGAAUCAAAAGAUUUGAACAAAGAUUCUAUUAAACUACACACGUUUUUUGGAUGA